Molecule: messenger RNA, 657 nt
Organism: Eurytemora carolleeae
Lineage: Eukaryota; Metazoa; Arthropoda; Copepoda; Calanoida; Temoridae
Exons: 8
Coding region: 28-630 (200 amino acids)
Source: RefSeq, a predicted model, not a curated record
UCAUUAUUUUAUUUCAGAAGUACUAAAAUGUGUGUCCAGUGGACCUUGGGAAUAUUUUUUUUCAUUUUGCUAACUAAGCGAGUACCUUGUAAAACCUAUCUAAUCAAGUUAGACAAAGGACACAAACCUAUAAACAUUGCAACUCCUGAGGCCGAGGGUGCAGACUACCAAGACCUAGACCACCAAUACAAUUUACAUGAGAUAUCAGCACUACUUGGAAAUCAACAACCUUUUGGAAAACUGAACAAUAAACCAGAAGAAGAAACCACUGCUGAACCUGCACAAAAUUCAAACACCUGCAAACCUGGAGUAAUGAGUACGGAAAUGAGUGAUGAUUUGAAAACUGCAGAUUGGAUUAAAAAUGUUAAACCCUGCACUUUAGUGGAUAGAAUCCUGGAUUUUGAAUUCUUCACAAUACGUAAAGCAGAAGAAGGAAGCCCUGUCACAAUAAAUGGGUUCCCGGUCACUACAGAGGAGUAUCAGAAGGCACUGGACGGGCACAAAGUGGGGCUUAAAAAUCCCGAGGGGAAGGAGGCCAUCCUCUCAGCUAUAGGAAAAAACGUUCAGCUUGAUGGAAAAUCCUUGACAUCCGGGAAUAAAUUAAUUGUUAACAUUAAGACAUUUAUUUAAAUAUUAAUAAAAAGAUUAUUUUUAUAU